Molecule: messenger RNA, 1078 nt
Organism: Cydia splendana
Lineage: Eukaryota; Metazoa; Arthropoda; Insecta; Lepidoptera; Tortricidae
Exons: 5
Coding region: 188-742 (184 amino acids)
Source: RefSeq, a predicted model, not a curated record
AUAUCGACUCCGGCCUGCAUGCUCUAUCUCCGUCCGUCUUUCGAAAUGAGACAGUGAUGGCUGAGCGCUCGUGCCAGACGGACCUGUACUAGGUGUCCCCAAAACAAAUAUAAGAUUUACUUAUAAAAACUGUGCUGUGUUGUGUGUCCUAGUGAUAUACCGUGUGCACCAAAACCUUUAAGUUAUAAUGGGUAACAAGCAAUUGAAUAAAAAGAAGACAUCUCGAAAAAGACAACUCGGAAGAUUCCAACAAACAAUGGAACUAACGAAAAGAAGAAAAUUGGAUAAUUUCACAGCCGAACAUGAUACUAUAUCUUUAGACUACAUCGAACUGCAAAAUAUGGAAAUGGAAUCUCCGAUUUCAUCAACCACUGACAUUCAAAGUAACGAUGAGGCGACCGGCUCAAACAUUUUGAACCCACGCAUUGCACAGGUGGAUGACACUUAUCGGGUUCCUAGUAUAUUAGAGGAAGAAGAUACCCAUGAGUUACAAAUAUCGUUCAAUGUGGAAGAAGAGCUUCCUGACAAAACCGUCGGUCGAAGAAUUGUCGCAGUUAGUUACCAUUCGAUUCGAUUCCUCGCAUUUUAUCCAAUAAAAGAUUGUAUGGAAACUAUAUACAUAAACGCAAUAUUUCACCGACAAAAUCGCAAUUUUCUUGUUUUGUUCAUACUUCAAGAUGGACUCUUUGUGACCUUGACGUCACGGUCACAUAUCGUUUUGUUCGGGGCGUUUCGCGAGUGAAGUACGACUGUCGGACUUUGACUAUCAUUUCUGACUUUUGUAUUCCUUUAAUGCAAUGGAUCCCAUAUAGACUUUUGAUCCUAAAGACAAACCUGAUCGAUUGAUACCAUAAAUGAAAAUUAGUCAUCUAUUAUCGAUAAGUAUAUAUGUUUUUCUUCAUCAAAUUAUCAAUAAUUUUCAUUUUUUAGAUUGUUCCCUCUAUAAACUCCUAAUAGUCUACCUUGGUGCCAAAUAGGGAAUGCAAAUCAGUUAUUUUUUGUAUGGAAAUAAUCGGUUAUUAACCGAAACCGCGGUUAUUUCCAUACAAAAAAUAACCGAUUUGCAUUCCUUAGUGCC